Lichtheimia ornata is the source of this 312-nucleotide messenger RNA. RefSeq lists its product as uncharacterized. NCBI's taxonomy places the organism in Eukaryota, Fungi, Mucoromycota, Mucoromycetes, Mucorales, Lichtheimiaceae. The transcript has 2 exons. The coding region runs from base 1 to 312 and encodes 103 amino acids. The record is from RefSeq and is a predicted model, not a curated record.
AUGGAGGAGCAAGGGCCUGUAAUCAUUUCACCACUGCCAAUUAGGCCAACCACUACGCCAUGCAUUUUGGAUAGAUACUCAGGACAAAAGAGUGAGCAAGAAGAAGCCCAUGCAGAAUUACUAGCUAUUAUGGCACCACCACAUCGAGACAUCAGUGCUUCUCCCGUUUAUCGCACCGUCAAUCCCUUGCCACACGACACGUCUUUUACUGUUGCAGCAGCUAUGAUUUCUAUGGCAGUGGCGGCUGCGGCCGAUUCCGAUUUGCGCCCUCGUUCCUAUAGUGUUGGUGACGAUCGUAUCAUCACUUGUUGA